AUCUAAAUCUAAAGUUCUUGAUACUAAAUCUAUAUAUUUAUAAAUACGUGAUUGUCAGAUCGAGACCAUUGGUGAGUUUAUGUUUUUGCCAACUUAACGAUUUAUUACUACUAAUAGAAUAUUCCUGUCAGCUAUUUUCAGAAUGAGGAAGGAUAACUUAAAUUUGAAUACGAAGUGACCCAAAUGUUUUGGGGGUCAAAACUGUGGUUGUUGGCCAUGUUGAGGUUGUUGGUUAUUUUUAUUUUUUUAAAAAAAUUUUUCGAAGUGCUAUACGGGGCCGAUAUUCCACACACAAUUUUAAUUUUUUUCAUAAUUCACGGACAAUUCUCUCAACAUUUCAUACAUUCUGUACAAUUUUUCAACAUUUUGAUGACAUUGCGAUACCCAGAUUAGUCAAUUGAUUUUCGUGUCCAUACAUUUGAGCAUUGUCCCUUUGUUAAAAAUGCAUUCAUAUUUUCGAUUUGUGCAUAGCUCCCCUUCGACUGGUUUACAAUCAAAUGCUAGUUUUACUACCAUCGAAUAGGGUUUAGUAGAAAAUAAAAUCCACUAUAUUUUUCAUAUAUGUAUAUAUAAUACGAAGGAAUUCACAUAAUGCUAUCUAUACCCAAACAAAAUGUUAGAUCGAAAAUAUCUGUGCUUGGUGUAGUACAGAUGAUUUCCGCUUUAACCAUACUAAAUCUGCUCUUUACGAUCUUGUCGUUUUUCAAUGUACCGGAUGUGGAAGAAAACUAUGAUAUGGACCAACCUAUGGAAUUUGGAAGAUAUCGUGACGAGAAACUUAGUAUCGAUGCUAUCCCAGGUGCACCAUUGAUUAUUUUGAAACCAGAAGAAGUUUUCACAAGAUUAAGUCGUAAAAAUCAUCAUGAUAAUCACAAGUUCGAAACAAUAAAAAACGGAAUAUUUAUGAGCGUUCGAACAACAAAUAAAUAUCACAAAAGCAGAUUAAAAAUCCUAUUGGAUACAUGGAUUUCAGAAGUUCCAGAAAAUACAUGGAUUAUUACAGACGAAGAAGAUGGAUGGUUGGUGCAAUAUAUCAGAGAUCACUUCAAAAAUGCAAAACCUCAUAUAUUAAAUACUCAUUGCCCGACAACUUCAGAACACAAAUGGGCACUUUUGUGUAAGUUACACUGGGAAUAUCGGACUUUUCUGUCUUCAAACAAGUUAUGGUUUUGUCACUUUGAUGAUGAUAGUUUUGUUAACAUUGGAAUGCUUACAAACUUGUUGAGUUCUCAUUCAGAAGAUGAUGUCAUGUAUAUUGGACGAACUCCAUCAAAAACUCCAAUUACGGCAAUGGCAUACGACACGGAAAAUGUGGAGCCAGAAAGCUUCGGUUUUAACGAAACGACAAAUGAGACAACGUGGGUUAUGUCACAAUCAACAUUUCAGCGAGUAGCAUUUCAUUAUGCAUUGGGCGGUGCAGGUUUUUGCAUAUCUCGCCAACUUGCUGUAGACAUGAAAGAAUAUGCUCUCGGAUCACGGCUCAUGCACAUGGCUGCAUCCAUUAAUUUACCCGACGACUGUGUAUUCGGCUACAUUAUAACACACCAACUUAAUGUGUCUCUUAUAACUACGAAUCUCGUGCACACUCAUAUGGAGAAUUUGACUUUGAUUCCGAAAUCUUCAUUACAGCAACAAGUGACGUUAAGCUACUCGCUACCAGAAGAAACCAGGCACUCCGAGAUGGAAAAUAUAAGCGAUACGAAGAAAAAUGUAGUUGAAAACGCUGAAAACUCUGUAUUUUUUCAUCGAAAUUUUUCAGAUAGCAAUGUCAUCAAGCCGAAUCUGACUAAACCAAACGUGGUCAAUUUAAACAAAUAUUUUUCCGCAAAAUAUGAUCCAACUAGAUUUUAUAACUUGCACCAAUUAGUUUACAUCAGGGGUGGCCAACACGUCGAUCGCGUCUGAUGUUGAGUUUUGUUGAAAUACCACCAAAUAUUGCCUCGAACAAGUUGUGUGUUUUCCAACAGAAAGAAUACAAUACUUUACAUGCGCAAUAUACACAUACAGUAUUUGAGUCUGAGCAAGCCCGAAAAGGCAUAUUAAUACGUGACAAAUGCAAGUUUUUCCGCUGUCAAGGUUCUAAAAGGAAAUGCCGAAAAUCGCGUGUCUAUCUCUCGACUGACAAACGAUCCUACAAUAACUUCCGCAGUAUGCGAAAGUCAUUGUCUCACUCCAAGAGUAGUGUGAUAAAUUUUAGUCGCAAUGUUAGCAGUGGCAUCAAAAUGCCUAAUUUUGUUCUA
Messenger RNA from Styela clava, 2240 nucleotides. RefSeq names its product beta-1,3-N-acetylglucosaminyltransferase lunatic fringe-like. Lineage: Eukaryota; Metazoa; Chordata; Ascidiacea; Stolidobranchia; Styelidae. Gene Ontology annotation, cellular component: membrane. Gene Ontology annotation, molecular function: glycosyltransferase activity. The record is from RefSeq and is a predicted model, not a curated record.